UAAAAAUGUCUGCGCCCAUGUGGAAUGUAGUCACUCGUCGUUUUUUCAAAAAAACAUGCAGUUCGUGCGGUAUAUUAUCAAAUUUCACACCAACACAGGCUAUUUUGCUGAGACAAUCUCGGAGUAUGACAACGAUUUCUAAAAUGAAAACAAAAUUUGACGAAUCUGUUAAAGAUGUCCUGGAAACAACUUCACAUCGAACUCAUCCUGGAAUUGUAAGACCUAAAGCAGUCAUGCUUCCUGAGCGAUUGCAGAGAAGUAUUGAUGUAGUCUUGCAAUCAUAUACUGGUCGCCAGCUAGCUGAUAAGUCACAAGUAUUGUUUAACUAUCUAUGGAGUAGAAAGCGACCAGUAGAGGUGAAUCAACUCAGAAAACAAGCUAUUGUACUGGCCAAGCAGAUGGGAUUAGAAGAUGAAAAAAGACGCUACAAUGACACAGAGUUACUUGAAGUGAAAGAAAGAAAUAUAUUGAAACAAAAGAAGAAAACGGUCAUUAUGCAACUCAAGAAAAAACUAUACCACUGGAAAGCCAUUCAGUAUACUAAAGAAAUGGGUAUGGUUUAUAUCGCAUCCAAAAUGGCAUCUAACUACAGUGCAAUAUACCGAGUGUUGUAUGAG
Molecule: messenger RNA, 617 nt
Organism: Saccoglossus kowalevskii
Lineage: Eukaryota; Metazoa; Hemichordata; Enteropneusta; Harrimaniidae
Product: ribosome assembly protein METTL17, mitochondrial-like
Biological process (GO): translation
Cellular component (GO): mitochondrial small ribosomal subunit
Molecular function (GO): methyltransferase activity; structural constituent of ribosome
Source: RefSeq, a predicted model, not a curated record